This is a messenger RNA of Hipposideros armiger (great roundleaf bat), 1977 nucleotides long. It is a transcript of the gene BBOX1, whose product is annotated as gamma-butyrobetaine hydroxylase 1. Lineage: Eukaryota; Metazoa; Chordata; Mammalia; Chiroptera; Hipposideridae. Gene Ontology annotation, molecular function: gamma-butyrobetaine dioxygenase activity; iron ion binding. The record is from RefSeq and is a predicted model, not a curated record. Bases 414 to 1577 code for a protein of 387 amino acids. The transcript has 8 exons. Gene Ontology annotation, cellular component: mitochondrion. Gene Ontology annotation, biological process: carnitine biosynthetic process.
GCUACUGCUUAUUCCAGCUAAAGUUGCAGAGAAAGGAGGGCAUCAGGCUCAGGGGGACCGUCCCAGCCUUCCUACUACCCCCUGACAACUAAUCAAGCUCCCUCUAAAGCGGCUCCUAUGGAAAAUUCUGUAGACAGGUAGACACCACCUCACCUCUUGCUCAGGUGAGAACUGGUAGCUCCUCCCUGUCAAAUGUGCACCUCAAUGCCUUUUCUCCAAGUGAGUUUUGCAAUCCAAGAGCUGUCACCGUGAGCAGGUGGGACAGGAGUGAAAGAGCUCCUUCCGUUGGUCCUGCUGCUGCUGCUGGCUCAGAGACAGGAGACAAGACAGGUGAGACCUACCUGCUCUUCCCUCUAUCAGGAAAGAUACUAAACUAAGGUAGCUGACAAGAUUUACCUGCAAGGACCAGAAACAUGCACUGUGCCAUCCAGAAUGCAGAAGUGCUGGAUGGGGCUCAUCUGAUGCAGAUCCUCUGGCAGGACGAUGCACAGUCAUUCUACCCUGCCGUGUGGCUGAGGGACAACUGCCAGUGCCCCGACUGCUACAUGCAUUCUGCAAAAGCGCGGAAACUUCUCGUGGAAGCUCUGGAUGUGAACAUUAGUAUUAAAGGCUUGACGUUUGACAGAAAAAGGGUUCAUAUCACGUGGCCAAAUGAGCACUGCAGUGAUUUUGAAGCUGACUGGCUGAAGAAAAGAUGCUUUUCACAGCAGGCCAGAGAAAAACUCCAAAGAGAAUUGUUUUUGCCAGAAUGUCAGUACUGGGGCUCAGAGCUCCAGCUACCUACUCUGGACUUUGAAGAUGUGUUAAGAAGUGAUAAACAUGCAUACAUGUGGCUCUCCAGCCUCAAGAAAGUAGGCAUAGUGCGCCUCACAGGAGCAUCUGACAAACGAGGAGAAGUUUUAAAACUUGGAAAAAGAAUUGGUUUCCUUUAUCUCACGUUUUAUGGACAUACUUGGCAAGUGCAAGACAAAAUCGAUGCAAACAAUGUGGCUUACACCACUGGGAAGCUAAGCUUUCAUACUGAUUAUCCGGCCCUCCAUCAUCCACCUGGGGUUCAGCUUCUGCACUGCAUAAAACAAACAGUCACUGGGGGUGAUUCAGAAGUUGUGGAUGGGUUUAAUGUAUGCCGAAAGCUUGAGGAAAACAAUCCUCGGGCAUUCCAGAUGUUGUCCUCCACCUUUGUGGACUUCACAGACAUUGGAGUGGAUUACUGUGAUUUCUCUGUGCAAUCCAAACACAAAAUCAUAGAAUUAGAUGAUAAAGGCCAAGUGGUUCGCAUCAACUUCAAUAAUGCAACUAGAGACACAAUAUUUGAUGUACCUGUUGAAAAAGUUCAGCCGUUUUAUGCUGCUCUGAAGGAGUUUGUUGACCUCAUGAACUGUAAAGAAUCCAAGUUUACUUUCAAGAUGAAUCCAGGUGAUGUGAUUACUUUUGAUAACUGGCGUUUACUUCACGGCCGACGAAGCUAUGAAGCGGGAACUGAGAUCUCCCGCCAUCUAGAAGGAGCUUACGCUGACUGGGAUGUGGUGAUGUCCAGGCUUCGCAUCCUGAGGCAGAGUGUUCAGAAUAGCGCCUGAAUCUCCCAUCUAUAAUUUCAACACGAUUCCGGGGAGGGUGUUUCAUAAGAUAUGGCAAGGUUAUUUGUCUUCACAGACUGUGAUCCGUGUCAUGUAUGUAUUAAUUUCUUUAACGUUGAAGACGUCACCUUUCUCACCAGAGUUUUCUUUUCUUUGUAAUCACUUGCAGUGCCAGCUCUUUGAAUGUUGUAUCAGUGUUCUCUGUUUUUUCCAAACAAAGCAUCCCUUCUGUUCUAUUGCAUGUAGGAUCUAAUUUCCUUUGCCUGUAUGUGAGAAUCUCCAGAAUGCCCACAAAUAGUUUUGCAUCAAAUAAAACCUUUCUUCAAAUAGCGCUUUUUAAAGAAAGCUUUUGUUUCAAAUAAAGCCUUUGUUUCAAAUAAAACUUGUCUCAUGGAAAACA